Monoraphidium neglectum is the source of this 1419-nucleotide messenger RNA. RefSeq lists its product as hypothetical. Gene Ontology annotation, biological process: long-chain fatty-acyl-CoA metabolic process. The record is from RefSeq and is a predicted model, not a curated record. The transcript is spliced from 7 exons. Gene Ontology annotation, cellular component: intracellular membrane-bounded organelle. Gene Ontology annotation, molecular function: alcohol-forming very long-chain fatty acyl-CoA reductase (NADP+) activity. The coding region runs from base 1 to 1419 and encodes 472 amino acids. Lineage: Eukaryota; Viridiplantae; Chlorophyta; Chlorophyceae; Sphaeropleales; Selenastraceae.
AUGGCCACUGCUGGCUUUCCCGAGCUGCUGUCUCUCCCGCCCAACGAGGCGGACGCGCGCGCCGCCGGGCUGAUCGACUACUUUGGCUUCCGCAACACCUACGCCCUGGGCAAGCACCUGACAGAAAAGGCUGUCGCGGCCCUGCAGCGAGAGCACCGUCUGCCCCUGGCCAUCCUCAGGCCGUCCCUGGUCUCGUCUGUGGCCUAUGAGCCUUACGCCGGAUUCACAGGAAACUACGCCGGGCACCCGGGGGCCUGCAUGGCCUACCUGGUGGGGCUGUACAACGACCAGCCCACCAGCGUCGCCACCGCCAGCGCCAGCAGCAUCUGGGACGUCGUGCCGGGCGACCUCGUGGCACACGCCUGCCUCGCCCUCGCCGCCGCCGCCGCCGCCGCGGCGCAGCCCGCGCGCCAGCGCGGAGCCGGCGCGCCGCCGCGGCUGCUGGUCGUGCAGGCCGCGACGUCCACCACGCACCCCCUGACCACCUUCACCAUGUUCAACCACGGCUUCCAAUGGACCCAGGCCCACGCGCGCCCCCUCACGCUCGCAACGCGCCGCGGCGCGCCGAUGGCGGCGGGGCAGGCGUUCGACGAGGCGGCGUGGGCCGCGAACAACUGGUGGACGCACCUGAAGGUCGAAGCGGUCGGCUGGCUCUGCAGGCGCCUCGGACGCUCCCGCGCCGCGCGGCUGCUCGGCGCGGGCUGGCGGACGUUCCAGACCAUCAACACCCCAAAGUACGACCUGAACCUGCUCUUCAACGCCGCCAACCUGCGCCAGCUUGAGGCCGCCCUCGCGCCGGCCGAGCGCGCCGACUACCUGCUCGUGUGGCGCCCGCCGCCCGCCGCGUCUGCCGGCGCCGCCGAGGCCGGCGCCCUGCUCGGGCCAGCGCCGGGGCCGCCGCGGCCGCUGAGCCGCGGCGGGAGCAGCAGCGUGGGGAGCGGCAGCAGCGGCGCGCUGGCGGCGCUGGCGGGCGGCGAGGCGGGGGUCGUCUGCAGCGGCGGCGGCAGCGGGGCGGGAAGCCCGCUGAGCUGCUCGACCCCCAGGUCAUUCCCAGGCUGCUCCAUCGAUGCUGAAUGUACAGAGCCUGCCACGGCUGACUGUGAGGGCGAGACCGCCGACAGCAAGGCCGCCGCCUUUGGCCCCCAGUCUAAGACACCUGUGGCGGUGCCGGCGGCCCCCCCCGGUGCCGGCCGCGGCCUGAGGCCUGGCGCACUGCCGGUUGGUGGCGGCAUGAGCUGGCAGGCGUUCCAAUCCAACACGCUGGCCUUCAUGCACCGCCAGCUGUUCGGCGUCGAGCUGCCACGCGAGGCGCCGCUGCCCCAGCGCGCGCUGCGGGAGCUAGAGGCCGUCCUGCCCCCGGCGGACAGCGAGUGGGCCGCGGUGGCGCGGCACACGUACGUGCACAUUGAGGCGGCAUGA